UCUGACAUAUGUAUUGCCGGAACAUUAUCUAGGAACAACAUGUCGAGCGAAAUCUUGUUCUUACUGGUUAUUUUGUUAAAUUCUUUCUACAUACAGGAAAUUCAUGGUACAUGUUCUAAAGAUGGCACGUGCUGUAACAAGUUCGAAUGCGAAUACAAUAUCCUACUGAAACUUAUACAACUUGAAGAAAAGACCGUUCAGCAGGAGAAUAAAAUCACAUCACUAACAGAAGAACUUAAAGGUGCAAAAGACACAAUAGCUGAACUGAACGAAACAGUCAUCAAAAAAGAAAAGUCUACUGAUGGUACCACAUACAUACGUUGGGGAAAAACAGAAUGUCCUAGUACAGCGUUUCUAGUAUACGAUGGAUACGCCGCUGGAUCUCAUUACAGUCAUACUGGAACCGCAACAAAUACAUUGUGUCUGCCUAAAGAUCCAGUUUAUGGCAAUCAUACAGAUGGAUUUCAAACCGCUGGUAGGCUUUAUGGUGCAGAAUAUGAAACAAACACAUACAGCAUUUGGAGUUACCUUCACGACCAUGAAAUUCCGUGUGCUGUUUGCCGCAUACCACGCAACAACGUCCUCAUGGUACCUGGGAAAAAUGUGUGUCAUGAGAAUUACAUACUUGAAUAUAAAGGCUAUCUUAUGUCUGAAUACUAUGGCAACAAGUCACCGUCUGAAUUUGUAUGCGUCGAUGAUGACCCAGAAAUGUUAACAGGUGGAGGAGGGAGCCAAAAUGGACGCCUGUUUUAUUUUGUAGAAGGAGAAUGUGGCUCACUGCAAUGCCCACCAUAUAAAAAUGGCUGGGAGCUUACAUGUGCCGUUUGUUCGUUUUCACCAGGUGCUCAGUCUACAAAGCUUCAGCCGUACAUUUGACAUCAUUGAGCAUUCAUAAGUAGACACUAGUAUUGAUAAUUUUAUAUUUACUGUAGUGUAAUGCUAUGCAUUAAAUAUCAAAAUUAAAUCUCUAUCGCAGCGGCGAAAUACAAGCCUAAAAUAACACAUCGGUAUUCCAAUCAUCGAUUUCAAUAUAUUUAAAGACUAUUAAAAAAAGGACUUUUAGCUUAAAUAUGUCGACUUUUUCUUUGUCUUGAGUUCUCAAUAUCUACUUUUACUUUCAGGUGUAUGUAGUAAUAAUAUCGGUACAUUGUAUUUUUGUGGCACAAGUUUAAAUUAACUUAAUCUACUUUGUAAAUUAUUCAGUAAUAGAAAUACGAGGUAAUAACAGAACUGCUAAAGGUCUGCCGCAAACCAUGGUAGAAAAAUAUGAUCAGGACUUUGCGAUUAUCUCCCAUUUCUUAAAUAUACACUUUCAUAGCAGUAGGUUUUGUGUCGUGUCGACGGUUGUUAUUAUAAUUGUUGUGUAAUAUGCCUCUGUUGUUUAUAAACAAUAUAAAAGAUCAUGCUUUACUUAGAUUUCCGAUUUAAACUUUUGCAUGAUACCUCAAAACGUUAUUUUCUCAAGCUGUGAUUCAUGUAAAAUUGCAAACGUUCAGUUGGGUGCUAUAAGCGUGCAAAUUCAGGUCGGAUAGUUUUAAUUUUAAAACAGACCUCUAUUUACUUGCCAACGAUCUGAUAUUUUACGUUCUAAAGCAUGCAGAACGAGCAUCAGGAAAUUUGUAAUCAGUUUAGGUCUUCCAUAAUAACUACAGAGUUUUUAGCUUGACUAUUCAUAGAAUAGUAGAGCUAUUGGUCUCGCCCAUGCGUCAGCGUCCGCUUCCACGUUCGCGUCCCGACUUGGUUAAGGUUUUGUAUGUAAGCUGGUAUCUCAGUAACCACUUCUGGGAAUGGAUUGAAACUUCACACCCUUAUUCACUGUGAUAAACUGACUUACACUGCACAGGUUCCAUAACUCUGUUUUGCAUUUUUUACAAAAUUAUUCCCUUUUUUCGACUUAGAAAUUGUUGGUUACGGUGUUGUAUGUAAGCUGGUAUUUCAGUAGUCACUAAUGUGAAUGAAUUGAAACUUCACACACUUGUUCACUGUCAUGAUCUGACAUGCAGAAAGCAGGUCCCAUAACUCAUUCGUUUUGGUUGUUUUUCAAAAUUAUGCCCUUUUUUCGACUUCAAGUUAGCAGUUUUUGGUUAAGUUUUUAUAUGUAAGCUGGUAUCUCAUUAUCCACUUAUGGGAAAGGAUUGAAACUUCACACACUUGUUCACUGUCAUGAUAUGACAUGCAGUCAAUAACUCUAUUCGCAUUUUACAAAAUUAUGCCCCUUUUUCAACUUAGGAGUUUUUGGUUAAAUUCUUAUAUGUAAGCUGGUAUCUCAGUACCCACUAAUGGGAAUGGAUUGAAACUUCACACACCUGUCCACUGUUAUUAGCUGAUAAGCACUAUGCAGGUUCCAUAACCCUGUUUUUUACUAAAUUUUGCCCCUUUUUCGACUUCUGUAAUCAUUCAAUUGACAAGGCUGUUGAAUAGUCGAGCGUUGCUGUCCUCCGACAGUUCUUGUUAAAUUACAAACUAUUCAACCUAGAAUAUGUGCUACUGAUUGCAAUCUCUGAAGUAAGAGCUUAAGAUUAAUGAACAGUUAUCAUAGAUUAUAAAUAGAUAAACUUAAUUGUGUUUUUCUUUCGAAUAUUGUCUACAAUAAAGAUAGAGGUAAUAAAUGUAACAUAUUGAAACCAUUAUCGUACAUUGUACCUGAAAAUAUCUGAUUUUA
Messenger RNA from Mercenaria mercenaria, 2662 nucleotides. RefSeq lists its product as uncharacterized. The record is from RefSeq and is a predicted model, not a curated record. Bases 40 to 876 code for a protein of 278 amino acids. The transcript has 2 exons. NCBI's taxonomy places the organism in Eukaryota, Metazoa, Mollusca, Bivalvia, Venerida, Veneridae.